AUAUUCGUGUCAAUUUCGGCUGCCCCGCGCGCAGGCACGCUCAGGUCUGGUUGUAUGCGCGUUACCCCGGUGAGGAGGUGGUUAUUGGGGCGACUCAGGCUACGGCAGCGGACGGCGGGCCACGCGGGCCGGUCCUUCGGCGGUGGCCGUUACAUGGGCAUCGUUAGGAGGUCGCCGGGCCCCUGUGGACAAUCAAUGGGGCGGCCGGGGUGACGUGUGUUACCGGCCGCUGCCAGGAGACGGCCGCCGGCGCCGGCCGCACCCCGGCCGCCACCAGCACAGUGAAGCCUCAGCACCGGGCGCACGAGCUGCAGCGGUGCCGGCAGGGCCCAGCAGGCCUUGGUCACUGUCCGCCCGAGGGCGCGGCCCCCGUCCACCACGCCACCAUGAGGCCCGCGCUGCUGCCGACGCUCUGUGCGUUGGUCCUACUGCAGUGUCUGCAGGCGACAGUCUCGGAAGGGUUGACCUCCGACUCCACUGGCACGGUCACCACUACAGAGGAGUCCAGGGACGCGGAUACCAUCGCAAAGGCUUCGGAUGACACAGUUACGACUACAGCAGCGCCCAGUGACGCAGCCACCACUGCAGACGCGACCAGUGAUGCAGCCACCACUGGAGAAGCGUCCAGUGACGCUGACACCACCGCAGAGGCGUCCAGUGACGCAGCCACCACUGCAGAAGCGUCCAGUGACGCAGACACCACCGCAGAAGCGUCCAGUGAUGCAGCUACCACUGCAGAAGCGUCCAGUGAUGCAGCUACCACUGCAGAAGCGUCCAGUGACGCAGACACCACCACAGAGGCGUCAAGUGACGCAGCCAGCACUGCAGAAGCUUCCGGUGACGCAGCCACCACUGCAGAAGCGUCCAGUGACGCAGACACCACCGCAGAAGCGUCCAGUGAUGCAGCCACCACUGCAGAAGCGUCCAGUGACGCAGACACCACCGCAGAAGCGUCCAGUGACGCAGCCACCACUGCAGAAGCGUCCAGUGACGCAGACACCACCGCAGAAGCGUCCAGUGAUGCAGCUACCACUGCAGAAGCGUCCAGUGAUGCAGCUACCACUGCAGAAGCGUCCAGUGACGCAGACACCACCGCAGAGGCGUCAAGUGACGCAGCUAGCACUGCAGAAGCUUCCGGUGACGCAGCCACCACUGCAGAAGCGUCCAGUGACGCAGACACCACCGCAGAAGCGUCCAGUGAUGCAGCCACCACUGCAGAAGCGUCCAGUGACGCAGACACCACCGCAGAAGCGUCCAGUGAUGCAGCCACCACUGCAGAAGCGUCCAGUGACGCAGACACCACCGCAGAAGCGUCCAGUGAUGCAGCCACCACUGCAGAAGCGUCCAGUGACGCAGACACCACCGCAGAAGCGUCCAGUGACGCAGCCACCACUGCAGACGCGUCCAGUGAUGCAGUCACCACCGCAGAGGCGUCAAGUGACGCAGCUAGCACUGCAGAAGCUUCCGGUGACGCAGCCACCACUGCAGAAGCGUCCAGUGACGCAGACACCACCGCAGAAGCGUCCAGUGACGCAGCUAGCACUGCGGAGGCGUCCAGUGACGCAGCCUCCAGCUCGGGUACGGCGGCGGCGGCCGGCGGCCAGAACUCUACUUCGGCUGCCGCGAAUACAACGGCCGAGCCGGAGGACGUGCCCCCGGCAGCGCCGACAGUCUCCAGCGUCAAUAUGAAGGUGCGAUACACCAUCCCCUGGAAUGCCGAAUACGCCAAGAGCAACUCUACUGAGGCGGAGGCUAAGAAGCAAGCUCUGAAGAAUAAUCUUGAGCCGCCGAUGAAGCUCAAGAUUCCCCUCAUGAAGGAGCUGGUGAUCAACAGUCUGACCCAGGGGAGCGUGGUGGCGGACUAUGACGUCAUUCUGAACUCAGACGUGGAGGGCGGCAACGUCGAGGCUGUCACGUCGGCUAUCACGGAGGUCACCGCGAAUGGCACCAUCGGCGAUGACCCUGUAUCAGCGAACGACACCGCAGUCGUAGUACUGGAGUGUACCAAUGAACCGGAGAAGCCCAUGGUCAACGGCAUGCGCAGCUGGAGCGGCAGCCGAGCGCUGAAGACGAUGGUCCUCUACACCUGUCACACGGGCUACACGCUGAAGAACAACGGCCAGUCGCUAGCCAACUUUACCGUCACCUGCCAGCGGUCGAGCGACGUCCUCCUUUUCGGUGGUGUGCCCAGCACUGUGUCGUGCGUGGCGGAUCCCACAACGACAACGACCACCACCACGACCACGACCGAGGCCACGACUGCGGAGCCGACCACCACAGAGCUGACGCGGCCCACGCCGCACGAGACGCCCUACGUGCCCAGCGAGCACACCACCUUCACCAACAGCCUCUUCUUGUCCAUCACCAUCCCGGCGGUGGCUGGCAUGGUUGCGGCUCUCAUCUGUUUCCUGUGUGCCAUUCGCAUCGACAGUGUCCUCUGCAAGGUCUGUGCCGAGGGCAAGGUAUAGGGCACGCCGCACGGCAUGGCACUGCAAGAUCGGCAGGCAGAAAUAGAAGCAUCUCUCGGAUCCGAAUGAGUUUGACCAGAGCGUACAAAGUGAUCUGGCCUGAUGACUCGCUUGUUUGCCAGUUUGGUUCGUUGCAGAUAGCAGUGUUGAUGGUAGGAGCGCAUGUUUUUUAUGUGACGUUUUUCAAACCUUGCAGAAUUUAUUUCACGUUGUUAGGUAUAUGUUAGCAGGUGCGGGUUUACUUCUAUUUAAACUUUUCUGCAUCAUGCAAGCAGCUUUGCGAAGUCAACUGGAUGCAAUACUUUUACGGGGAAUGAAUUUUACCGUGUUAAACAAUUCCUAUAGAUCUGUGAACCUGACGACGUCCGGAGCGCGGUGUGCCGAGCGCACACCACCGGGCGGACAGUGUGGCCGCCGGCCGGGGCCUCCGUGUGUCGCUGGCCGCUGAGCAGUCUCGCCGAAGUGCCUUAGUGUGCCGUGUGCCGACCGAUGCGGUCGUAGCGCUGUGUCGUCCUCGGCCGGCGUCGGCGGCUCGGCCGGGGAGGCGCCGCGGUGGAAACGCCUCUCUGAUACCCGCUGCUGACGGCGCCUCCCACUGCUGACCCCCGACGCCUAGCCGCCGGCUAAUACAGUCAAACGCCAUA
Molecule: messenger RNA, 3112 nt
Organism: Amphibalanus amphitrite
Lineage: Eukaryota; Metazoa; Arthropoda; Thecostraca; Balanomorpha; Balanidae
Product: serine-aspartate repeat-containing protein I-like
Exons: 9
Coding region: 387-2468 (693 amino acids)
Source: RefSeq, a predicted model, not a curated record